CGCGGCUCUAAGUGGGAACCCACUCCCCUAAACUUCUGCGCUUCCGACACCGUUUCUUUAUUUUAAGCAACUGGCGGUUAGCAUUCAUAAACCUAGCCUUAAAUUCCUCUGAUCUUCGUCCCUCAACCUAUCCUUACCAGACCACCGAGACAAGACAAACGAGUCUUCCAUCCACGUUUUAUUAAGCGCCGAUUUCGCCAUCCUUACCCAGAUUACUUCUAUCUCUCCACAUCCUCAGCAAAAAUGGCCCGCGGUAACCAGCGUGAAAAGGCGCGUGAGAAGAACCUCAAGCAGCAAGCUGCACAGAAAUCGAAGAGCAGCAAGAGCGGUUCCGAGAUGCAGCGCGACAAGGAGGCCGUCGCCGAGAUGAUGCGCAAGAAGCAAGCCGCUGCCGAUGCGAAGAAGGCUUCCGGUGGAAAGUAACCGUGGUGACUUGAGCAUGGCGAAAAGGGAGUUUUUUUUUUCAUACACCAUAGAUAAGGCGGGAAGGAUGCUUUUCACGAUAUGACGAAGUAGGACGAUAUUUCUUCGGCAGGACAUACUAGUUUUAGGCGUGUGAUGGCGUCUAGACUUUCUUUCCCACUUUCGUCCCUUGACGAAUACAAUCAUUAUUGAUCUGAAGCGUGACUUUCUCCGAUAACAGCCGUGUAGCGUAUCAUCUAUUCUCUUAUCCAAGCGAUAGAUCCUAUACCGUAGUCAUGUUAACAAGACAAAC
Messenger RNA from Hypoxylon trugodes, 715 nucleotides. RefSeq names its product putative serf family protein. The transcript has 3 exons. The coding region runs from base 244 to 423 and encodes 59 amino acids. The record is from RefSeq and is a predicted model, not a curated record. NCBI's taxonomy places the organism in Eukaryota, Fungi, Ascomycota, Sordariomycetes, Xylariales, Hypoxylaceae.